Molecule: messenger RNA, 2551 nt
Organism: Passer domesticus (house sparrow)
Lineage: Eukaryota; Metazoa; Chordata; Aves; Passeriformes; Passeridae
Gene: VSIG10L2
Product: V-set and immunoglobulin domain containing 10 like 2
Exons: 9
Coding region: 1-2349 (782 amino acids)
Molecular function (GO): protein binding
Source: RefSeq, a predicted model, not a curated record
AUGGAGCGCGGCCGGGCACCGCCGUGGAGGGGAGCCUGGAUCCUGGUGCUGCUGCCGGCGCUGGCGGGGGGGCAGCCGCUGGCGGCCGGCGAGGCGGCCUACGAGGAAUGGCGGGCGACGGGCGUGCGAGGCCGGGCGGUGGAGCUGAGCUGCGGGCCGCCGGCCGCAGCCCCGCCAGCCGUGGUCUUCUGGAGCUUCACGCCCCAGGGAGAGGGGCUCCCACGGGCCGUGGCCGUGGGCUCGGGCAGGGAGGUGGCCGUGGCCCCUGGCACGGGGGCGCUGGGCCGGGUGACGCUGCGCAACGGGACGCUGGAGCUGCGGGAGCUGCGGGUGGCUGCCCAGGGCCGCUUCCUCUGCCAGGGGCUCUUCCCAGAGCGGGGCCGGCUCCGUGUGGGCUAUGCCGCCGUCCUCCUGCGGGUCCUGGUGCCUGUGUCCAAGCCCUUCGUGCGGCCGACGGCGGCGGCGGCAGCGGAGGGGGCAGCGGUGGCCCUGACGUGCACCGUGCGGGAGGGGACGGAGCCGCUGAGCUUCUCCUGGCAGCACCAGGAGCCCCGGGGCGGGCCCUCAGUGACCCCUGCGGGGCUGGGGGGCUCCAGGGCAGAGCUGCAGCUCACACCUGCCAACCGCAGCCACACGGGCUGGUACGUCUGCACUGUGCACAACGAGGUCAACAACCGCACCAGCGACCCCGUCUACCUGGACAUCGUCUACGGCCCUGACGAGCCGGCCAUCCGUGUGGAGCCCUUCUCCCCCGAGCAGGGGGGCUUCUCGGCGGGCGAGCGGGAGGACGUGGUGCUGAGCUGCCUGGCUCCCUCCAACCCCCCCAGCCGCUAUGUCUGGCUGCACAACGGCUCCCAGGUGCACAUUGGCCAGACCUACGUCAUCCCUGCCAUCGCCCGCGCCCAGGCGGGCACGUACACCUGCCUGGCCGAGAACAGCCACCUGCAGACGCGCACCCAGGCCACCAUCGUCCUCACUGUCUACUAUCCGCCAGCCGGGAGCCCCAGCUGCUCUGCCCUGGCCUCCGAUGAUCAGCGGGAUGUGGCCCUGCGGUGCCGCUGGCUGGGGGGCUUCCCCCUGGCCCGGCUGCGCUGGGUGGGCCCCCAGGAGGAGGAGGAGGAGGAAGAGGGGUUGAUGGGGAGCAGUUUUUCCAUGGCCACCAGGAUCCAGUCAGGGGCAGCCACCAGGAACGGCAGCUCCUUCUCCUGCCUGGCCUCCCACCCCGCGCUGCCACUGGGGGCUGCAUGUGGGACCACCCUGUGGGUCCCGCCUGGCAGCCCCCGCUGCGCGGCGGCGGCCACCAAGGGUGACGAGUACGUGAUGCUGCGGUGCGGCUGGCAGGGCGGCACGCCGCCCGUCACCCUGCGCUGGCGGGACAGCGCUGGCCGCGCCCUGGGCGACCCCGCGGCCUCCCUGGCCGUGCUGGUGCUGGGCACCGACGGCAGCCUGGCGGGCCGGGAGUUCGUGUGCGCGGCCGCGCACCCGCUGCGGGCCGCUGCCGCCGAGUGCCGCCUGCGGCUCGGUAAGCCGGCCCCGUCCCCAGCGUGCCGCGGCGGGGUGGCAGUGCCGGCCCACAGUGUCCCCCCUUGUCGCCGAGCAGAGGUCCCCGAGCUGCAGGCGGAGAGCGAAGUGGCGGUGCUGGAGGGCGGCGAGGCGCAGCUGGCGUGCCGGCAGCGCGGCAGCAGCGCCGGGCUCGGGGCCACGGUGGCUUGGUACGACCCAAAGGAGCGGGAGGUGACGGCGGGGCUGGCCAAGUACCAGCUGGAGCAGGGAGAAGCGUGGGUCAACCUCACGGUGCGGGAUGCCGAGUGGCCGGGGGACAGCGGGAUCUACCGCUGCACCGCCACCAACGCCGUGGGCACCGCCAGCCUCCCCGUCCGCCUCCGCGUGGACCGGUACCCAGCCCCGCCCAACGUCACCAUCAGCAAGCUGCGGUACACGCGGGCGCGCACCGAGGUGCGGCUGGAGUGGCGGACGCAGGGCGCCGGCAACCUCACCGGCUUCGUGGUGCAGCGGCGCCAAACCAAGAAGCCCCUCCGGGAGACCGCCAGCCCCUGGGAAACAGCCGCCGGCGACAUCGAGCCGCACUCCCGCGACCGGCGCCUGGGGGGGCUGGACCCCGCGGUGCUCUAUGCGUUCCGCGUGCUGGCCGUCAACCACCGCACGGCCGGGCACCCCUCCGAGGUGCAGACGCCAGCCGAGCCUCCCUUCGAGGCCUACCCGGCGGUGACGGGGGCGGCGGUGGCGGGGAUGCUGGUGGCCAGCGCAGCCUCGCUGCUGGCCGUGCACUGCAUCGCCCGCCACCGGGAGACCCUGCCGCGGCUGCACGACCUGCUGUUCCGCACGUGAGUGCCCAGACCCCUCUGCCCCCGCCCCGUGCCCGGCACCAGCGAGCCCCCGGUGUCCCCCAGGGCCGCUCCCGGCGCCCAGGAGCCCGUGGGCACGGCGGAGGAUGCUGGAGCAGCCGCGGGCGGGGAGGAGGAAGCAGGGCCAGCCCAGGGAGACUCGUGUGCCUCGGGCACGGCCGCAGGUACGGGAGCAGCCCCAGCAC